This is a messenger RNA of Ectocarpus sp. CCAP 1310/34, 1137 nucleotides long. The record is from the annotation of a GenBank genome assembly. Lineage: Eukaryota; Phaeophyceae; Ectocarpales; Ectocarpaceae.
AUGUUCGUCGUUCCCUACGGCUUCUGCCCUGGAUCGUUGGUACCAGGGAUCAACCAGCGUCUUUUUUUUAUCGCCCCAUCUUAUCGCGUCUCCCGUUCCAUCACCACCGCCGCCGCGAAGGCCACCAAGAAGAGGAAGGCCGCCGAGGUGGAGGAGGAGGAGAAAGAGGACGAAGGCGAGGAAGCGGACGAGGAAGAGGAGGAAGAGAAGGAGGAGGCGUCUGGUCCCACAACGGACGAACUUAGAGUCAAGGUAGGCAGGUUGGGUUUGAUGGAGGAAGAGUCACUUCGGACGAAUUUAGAGCCAAGGUAGCACAGCAGUGAUUGGUUAGGUUUGGGGGAGUCUGGUCCCACAACGGACGAAGUUUCAGAGUCACGGUAGUGAUUUUGAGUCGGGUUUUGAUGGAUGGAUGUGGCUACAUCCAGCUUCUUCUUAUUUUUUAUUUUUUCCAUUUGUUGUACUGUUUUCGUUAAGUGUUGGGUGUCCGAGCCCGUUGCACGCGACACGUUAGCGCCUGCUGCGAACGCAAGCAACGGCAAACCAUACAAGUCUGAACACUUCAUUCCCGCAUUCUUUAACCACUGAGAUGGGACCCCGCCACUAUCCCCCCUCCCCCCAGACACAUAGACGCGCUGCGUGGGGAUAGCUACAUACUGAAACCCCACGAGGUGAUUUGUAUUGGAGAUUGCCAGACACAUAGACGCGCUGCGUGGGGAUAGCUGCAUACUCAAACCUCACGAGUUGAGUGAUAUUGGAUAGUGCCAAACACAUAAACGCUUUGAGUGAGGAUGGCUGCAUAUUNGUUGGAUAGUGCCGGACACAUUGACGCUUUGAGGGAGGAAAGACACACACUGAAACCUCACAGGUGAUUUGUAUUGGAGAUUGCCAGACACAUAGACGCGCUGCGUGGGGAUAGCUGCAUACUCAAACCUCACGAGUUGAGUGAUAUUGGAUAGUGCCAAACACAUAAACGCUUUGAGUGAGGAUGGCUGCAUAUUGAGACCUAACGGGUUGAGUGACGUCUGCGACUGCCGAACACAUAGACGCAUUGAGUGACGAAAGCUGUAUACGGAAAGCUCACAGGUUGAUCGGUAUUGGAGAUUGCCGGACACAUAGACGCGUUGAGUAAGGAUAGCU